Molecule: messenger RNA, 2702 nt
Organism: Colius striatus (speckled mousebird)
Lineage: Eukaryota; Metazoa; Chordata; Aves; Coliiformes; Coliidae
Gene: RDH10
Product: retinol dehydrogenase 10
Exons: 6
Coding region: 391-1419 (342 amino acids)
Cellular component (GO): lipid droplet
Molecular function (GO): oxidoreductase activity, acting on the CH-OH group of donors, NAD or NADP as acceptor
Source: RefSeq, a predicted model, not a curated record
AGCGAGCAAGAUGCUUACUGGCAGUAGCGGGGCCGCGGGUGUGUGGGGACGAGGAGGUAGUGGCGGGCGGGCAGUGCCGUGCCUGGGCUCCUUCCUUGGUGCGUGUGGCUGAGUCAGAGCGCGAAGCCGCGGCGGUGUCCGGGUCUAAGUACGAGCGCCGCGGGGAGAGAGAGCCUGGUCCCAGGCGGCGCAGCGAGACCCGCGGGAGCGAAGUCGGUCUCUCUCCCCGCCCGCAGCGGGAGGUCCUGGGCAGGGGCGCCUCCAGGUGAGGGGGCCGGGUGGCGAGGAGGAGCCAGCUCCGUUGCGGAGAGGCUCUGCGCCGCCGGCGUCCGUCCCCUCCGGCUCUGCGGGUGGCCGCGCCGGUCCUCCAGCGCCGUGGGGUCCGGCAACAUGAACAUCCUGCUGGAGCUCUUUGUGGUGACUUUCAGAGUGCUGUGGGCUUUCGUGUUGGCCGCGGCCAAGUGGCUAGUGCGGCCCAAAGAGAAGAGUGUGGCGGGGCAGGUGUGCCUAAUCACCGGGGCGGGCAGCGGCCUGGGCCGCCUCUUCGCCCUGGAGUUUGCCCGGCGCCGGGCGCUGUUGGUGCUAUGGGACAUUAACACGCAGAGCAACGAGGAGACGGCGGGCAUGGUGCGCCACAUCUACCGGGAGAUGGCUGAGGCGGCCGCUGCCGCCGCCCCCAGAGCUGGAGAUGGAGAAAAAGAUGCAGUGCCCCAUUGCAACUUACAAGUUUACACAUACACCUGUGAUGUGGGCAAAAGAGAAAACGUCUAUUCAACAGCUGAGAGGGUCCGCAAGGAAGUUGGUGAGGUGUCUGUCCUGGUUAACAAUGCUGGUGUGGUCUCUGGACAUCAUCUUCUGGAGUGUCCUGAUGAGCUUAUUGAGAGGACCAUGAUGGUCAACUGUCACGCACACUUCUGGACUACUAAAGCAUUCCUGCCCAAGAUGCUGGAAAUGAAUCACGGACACAUUGUGACAGUUGCAAGUUCCUUGGGAUUGUUCAGUACUGCUGGAGUGGAGGAUUAUUGUGCCAGCAAAUUUGGAGCUGUAGGUUUCCAUGAGUCUUUGAGCCACGAAUUGAAGGCAGCUGAAAAGGAUGGAAUCAAAACAACUUUAGUCUGCCCUUAUCUUGUAGAUACAGGAAUGUUUAGAGGGUGCAGAAUCAGAAAAGAAAUUGAGCCUUUCCUUCCACCCCUGAAACCAGAAUACUGUGUGAAGCAGGCUAUGAGAGCUAUCCUUACAGACCAGCCAAUGAUCUGCACACCUCGCCUCAUGUACAUGGUCACCUUCAUGAAAAGUAUUCUGCCCUUUGAAGCAGUUGUGUGCAUGUACCGGUUUUUGGGAGCAGACAAGUGCAUGUACCCCUUCAUCGCUCAAAGGAAACAGGCUACAAACAACAAUGAAGCAAAGAAUGGAAUUUAACCCUGUUUUGGAUGGACUCAUUUAUAGGUGAAUACAAUGAUGUUACAUGACAGGAUUAUGAAGUGCACUUGCAUCUGACAGAUGCAAUUGUCAACAUCUUACUGUGGCAUUCUCUUGGGUCCUAAACCUGUGUGGUGAACUCUAAAAAUCAGUGGGGUUUUAUAUACUGUAAAUAAAAGUGACUAGAGUACUUGGAAAAUGUGAUAGGUAAGCAAGGUGAACUUACGGUGUAGCUGCCACCAUUGUCCUUUAGAAUAUAACUGUAUGUACAGUAAACUAGUCAUACUACUUGUUGUAGGGAUGCACUGUGUGAUAUCUCUUCCUCAGCCUGUCAAAACUUCUAAGAGCUGUCUCCAGCUAGAAAUUGCAAUGUUUCAGAAAUUGUCUUUCCCUGUUAAACUUGGGAAGGGAGGGAAACUUUGAGAUGUAAGCUACUGCUUGUGACCUUUUAGCAAAUUCAAGGACUGAAUUCAGUUUCUGAGUGCAUCUCUUCACUUGUUCACCCAAGCUCUCUGAAGGACACAUGGCCAAAUCGUGGUGUAACUCUCCUUUGUAGCAACUGUGUGUGUUCUAUUUAAACAAAGGCAAAAAGAAAUUUGUAAGUCUCUACUGAUUCAGAGGCAAGUGAAUGUCUCACAUAGUCUCAGAACAAACUUGUACUGGGCAUCUUGUUUUCUAGGAAUGUAGUCAAGGAUUUGAACAGACUUAUUUCAAGUCACUUGAUUUGAAAUGUGCUCUGUUCUCUUUUCACUUGUGUGUCAAAGUCCAAUCUACUGUUAUGUACUACAUGUUUCUUUUCAUCCUUCUCACUGUUACUUCCGACAGAGCUCUCUCACCCCCCACCCUAAGGAAGCUGUUGUAUUAAAUUUCUGUAACUGGACUUGUGCCUAAAAGACAAAGCAACUCAGCUCAGAUACAAACUGUUUAUGUAAGUGCUGGUCAUAUGCCAAUUAUUAGCAAAGGAAAAAUAGAAUAAUGCCUGAUGCAACUCUCCAUGCAGAAUAUGGCAGGGUGUAAAGAUUUGUUUUUGAGUUGUACUGACAUCGUAGAACAGGAAAUGAAAUUUUUACAGUAUUUUUUUGUAAAGCGAACAAUUUUGUGCCUUGAAUUUGGUAAUCUGUAUUAGUGAAGCAUUGUAAAAGUGAACUUCUACCUCUGUAUCUUAAUGUAUACCAUCCACUUGUAAACUACUAUUGGACAAAUUGUGAUUACUUUUUUAGAAUGUCUUGUUAAAUAGUGACCAAUGCCUGUGGUUAUUAAAGUGAGCCACCUUUUCCUUAUAA